Molecule: messenger RNA, 1450 nt
Organism: Exaiptasia diaphana
Lineage: Eukaryota; Metazoa; Cnidaria; Anthozoa; Actiniaria; Aiptasiidae
Product: LIX1-like protein
Exons: 3
Coding region: 159-1016 (285 amino acids)
Biological process (GO): autophagosome maturation
Cellular component (GO): cytoplasm
Source: RefSeq, a predicted model, not a curated record
UUGGAUCUUGAAYAGAUAACAAGCUUUGUGGACUUUUCGUCGAUGGCAAAACUCUAGCUUUCUUUCAGCCGUCACAGUGAUAAAUUCAUGGACUAGCAAUCAAGUGGCAAAGAGUUCCAGCUGAUUUUUGCGUCCUGCCGAUUUGCUAAUCAACAAAGAUGGCGAACCAGACAACAGGCAUUUUGAACCCAGGGUAUUCUUCAAGCCCUCCUCCAGGAAAAUCAGUUCUUAAAGAAGCAGUUGACGCUGUUGUAAAUUCUUUUGCUAAACAUGCUCAAGGAUUUGGAGGAGCUGUAAAUGUAGAAGAUGCACUUCAAGAGUUCUGGCAUAUGAAAAACCCAUCUCGUGCAAAUACUGUGAGAUACGAACAGGAGACAUUAGAUAAGCCUCCAUAUGUUUGCUUUGUAAUUCUGCCAGAAGGAAGUUGUUUUGGCAGCUUUCAGUCCUGUCCUACAAAAGCAGAAGCCAAGAGAAGUGCCGCUAAGAUUGCAUUGAUGAAUUCAGUAUUUAAUGAACAUCCAUCAAGGAAAAUUACAGAUGAUUUCAUUGAUCUGGCAGUAAAAGAAGCUCAAGAAACGGAAAAAAAGAUUUCCAUCAAAAGAAGAACAGUAUCACUACAAUCUCAAGAUCCCAAUGACCCAAGUACAGGAGUUGGAGCUUUUAGAUUCAUGUUGGAAGCCAACAGAGGUCGUACCAUGCUGGAAUUCCAGGAACUCAUGACCAUUUUCCAGUUACUUCACUGGAAUGGUAGUUUAAAAGCUAUGCGUGACCGUGACUGUUCACGACAGGAAGUACUGURACACUACAGUCAUCGAACAAUUGAUGAUGACAUGCGAAGUCAAAUGGCACUUGAUUGGAUCUCYCGUGAGCAAGAACAGCCAGGAAUCAUUAAGAAAGAGUUAGAUCGCUCUUGUAAGGAGCUUGAACAUUGCCGUCUCUCUGGUCGUGAGUUAAGAUUUCCUAAAGAAAAAAGAGAUAUUCUGAGAAUGGCAUACAACCAGCUGCGAAAUUGCUAGAGCUGUUGUUGUUAUUAGUCCUUGUUCAUGGUAAAAGUAUGAAAAAUAGCUUUGGGGGAUCUUUUUCUGGUAUAAUACAUAAUGUUGCUAUUAGUGUUCUCAGAAUUUCAGACAGGUUUUUGACUUGAAAACCAUUUCUAGUAAUGCAAGCCCCCUUGAAAAGCCUCCCUUUGUGCCAUUGAUUCUGAACUGAUACAUUCUUGAAGAAUUUUAUACUUUGUUCUCUAUUCUCCACCUGAUUUUUACCUUUUGGACGGUCAGUAGAAUAGGAAWUGACACAGACCCAUAAUAACAUAUUCAACUUACUCAGAUUUUAUUGGUACUCCUGGGUCCACGCAGACGUUCUUGAUCUUAUAAUAUAUUAUUUGAUUUAUAUAGAGCUUGUAAUAUAUAUUUGAAAUUCAUCAAUUAAUAAAUACUGCUUCUCAGAAAAA